Messenger RNA from Echinococcus granulosus, 951 nucleotides. RefSeq lists its product as hypothetical. NCBI's taxonomy places the organism in Eukaryota, Metazoa, Platyhelminthes, Cestoda, Cyclophyllidea, Taeniidae. Bases 1 to 951 code for a protein of 316 amino acids. The transcript is spliced from 10 exons. The record is from RefSeq and is a predicted model, not a curated record.
AUGCUGAGAGUGAUUGUGGUUCUCCUCUUUGCUGCCUACUGCUCAGGUGCAAACACUCCAACUUUGUGGGGGUCACGCAUCGUUGGAAAGGCGUCGGGGCCGUCAGACACUAUGAAUUAUGAAAUUGAGGGCAAAUUUAGGGUUCUUGUCAAUGCCGAUCUCGAAUUAUUAAUUGUUAAUGACACAUGCAUCCUCAACGGAACUCAGUUUUGGGGCAGUCCUUGCAAGAAGAGUGAAGGUAAUGCUGCCAUCACAGUGAAAGACGUGACCAAGCAGGGGAGUUUGAUAAUAUUAAAGGUUAACAACCUUUCAGUCAUCACUUCAACAACAUUCUUUCUGCCGGGAUGCAAAUUCCCUCCACCUGAGCCAGAUGAAGUUGAUUUGAAGACAUCGUUUCCUCUCUCACGAUUUGUCCAAGACUCGGAGACUUUCAAAGUUGAUUUUGCCGUUUGGGGAGCAAACAGUAUGUCAGAAGUCAAAUUUGGUAUCAAUGGAGAAAUAUACUGUACUUGGUUGGGAAUCAAGCUUACUGUCAAAAAUGACAGUUUUUGUGUCGACUUGGUAAAAGACGAAAAGGCUGAUUUGCGGGUAUUCCGUGGAAUUUUUCAAAGGAAAACCAACGUAUCCCAUGACAGAUUCGCAUUUGCUGGCAAAAAUUCGGGGGUGGUUGUAUCUAUCGACUAUACGCAAAGUGGUGCGAAUAUCACCGGAAGUGGCAGAAUGCAGCCGAUCUGCAACAACUUUCGUAUACAACGGUGUCCUUUUAUUAUUUUUGGUAAUAUCACUUAUGGAGUAGCAAACAUUUGGAUGGCCGAAUGCAACAAAUGCAUGGGUCAAACUCGACCCACAUUCUUUUCCAACCAAUUUGACGCUUUUAAAGUGCAUCAAGAGAAUUUAUUUCCAAAAACUUGGACUAAGCAUUUGCUGCAUUUAACACAUACCCUCAAAUAA